AUGUUUAUCAAGACUAGGAGACAUCUGCUGAAGAAGGGUCCGAACUUUAUGAUCGCACUUCUGGGCCUCAUCACGCUUGGGGCAUUCGCCAUCGACCCUAUGAUCCAGCAGAUCUUGGACACCCCACAGCGAGAGAUUGCGUUGAACAAUGUCACCGCGUCGAUGAUGUCCAAUAGAGGAUAUACUUCUCUUGCUGUGGACGAUAGAAACACAUUCGACGACGAAAACAAUGCCCGAGCAAAUGGAACUCGAUUACUUGCCCUAGAGACUAGUUUUCUCAAUCAAUUGACCAGCACGACCUAUCUGCCACGUUUCGACUGUACGUUCCCCAGAACCCACUGCGAGUUCAAUGAUAUUACAAUGCUCGGCCUAUGCAGCAACUUUUCAGAUGUCACUGAUAUCACCACGCAUGAGUGUGAGCAACACGCCUCAGGCGUACGUGAUCCGGCUCAUUUCCUCACUUGCAAUUUCACGGUCCAAGGCGUGAUAACCUACCGCAACUUGACCCUGAAUUUUGGAGCAGGAGAUCUGGGCACCGACGUCGGCUACGUGUACGAUAACUUCCGUUCAAUACUUGAAAACCUCGAGUUACUAGAUGAUCCGCCUGUUGUCCAUCAACCGGUGAAUGUUGCUCGCCUGUUCACCAUAAAAGUCGUUGGAACUGUCAACGGCAAUGACUUCCUCGAUGACACGUCACUCGGCAUACCGGAAACACGGGUGACAAUGACGAACUGGUAUUGGUGCCAACAGAAUUACUCGAAGGUUGUAUUCGAUGGACGUAGUGGCAGUAUCUCUGAAGCCAGUGGCUUCAAGACGGCCCCGCUGCUGUUCGCUCCCAGAAGCGGCAUUUUACCCAACGAAUACAUAUUUGCCUCGAACGAGGAGUUGGCUUCAUUUUACGACGGCUCCUCACUUCAGGAGGUGCAAGGCUCAUACUCGACCAACUUCUUCCGCGUCAAUAUGCACAGUCUCUUCGGUCUUCUUGACACCAAGUGGCCACAGUACCUGGACCCCAGUAUUAGGGCCACACUACAUCCGCAAGUCUCGGUGGGCUCGAAUUACGUUAAUAAUGGAGAUUAUGUGCUUGAUGCUAUCGGCAUGGCCAGCUUCAUGGUGAACGCUGACAUCAGUCAACUAGUCCAGAAUAUAGCCACGGCAGUGACGAACCAAGUGCAACUGAGUGCGUACAAUUCAAACAACAACACGACGCAAGGUACCGUAUAUGCAAUUGUCCCAUAUUACCAUGUGCGCUGGGGAUGGCGUGUGCUGCCAUUACUGGAAGCUGUGGCUGCCGCCGUAUUGCUGUGCGUCACUAUCUGGCUCAACAGAUUGCCGUUGCUGAAAUCAUCAAACGUUGGGCUGCUGGCGCAUGGUCCUGAAGAUGCAGUUUCCUACCGAGUGGCCGGUUUGGAAACGGCGAACAAGUGGGUGACAUUUGGUGAUCAGACCACGGUGAUGCUGCUGGAAGAUGAGAAAGGAUGGACCAGGCUGACCCCAAGCUGA
Messenger RNA from Exophiala bonariae, 1503 nucleotides. RefSeq lists its product as uncharacterized. The transcript is spliced from 2 exons. NCBI's taxonomy places the organism in Eukaryota, Fungi, Ascomycota, Eurotiomycetes, Chaetothyriales, Herpotrichiellaceae. Bases 1 to 1503 code for a protein of 500 amino acids. The record is from RefSeq and is a predicted model, not a curated record.